This is a messenger RNA of Auanema sp. JU1783, 357 nucleotides long. The record is from the annotation of a GenBank genome assembly. Lineage: Eukaryota; Metazoa; Nematoda; Chromadorea; Rhabditida; Rhabditidae.
AUGGCCAACCCAGUUAAACCACGUUCUGAGAUGACACAAGAAGAGCUUGCUGCUAAAGAGCAAGAGGAGUUCAAUGUCGGACCAUUGUCCAUCUUGACCAACUCUGUGAAAAAUAACGCUCAGGUUCUCAUCAACUGCAGAAACAACAAGAAACUUUUAGGAAGAGUCAAAGCUUUCGAUAGACAUUGCAACAUGGUUCUCGAAAAUGUCAAGGAAAUGUGGACUGAAGCACCGAAAACGGGAAAAGGAAAGAAGAAGGCGAAGGCUGUAGCUAAGGAUAGAUUCAUUUCUAAAAUGUUCCUUCGAGGAGAUUCUGUUAUUCUGGUUCUCAAGAAUCCUCUUUCAACUGCGGAUUAA